This is a messenger RNA of Micropterus salmoides (largemouth bass), 1377 nucleotides long. RefSeq lists its product as uncharacterized. Lineage: Eukaryota; Metazoa; Chordata; Actinopteri; Centrarchiformes; Centrarchidae. The transcript is spliced from 10 exons. Bases 183 to 1262 code for a protein of 359 amino acids. The record is from RefSeq and is a predicted model, not a curated record.
UACAUGAAUUAUGAGCAAUAUCGUUUGGGCGUUUUAACCCUCUACCAAAGGCUACUCUGAUGGUCAGAGACAGGGUGUGAAUGAAUGUCUUUGUUUCAAGACAAGGAAGCAGAUACCACGAGCCACAAGUCAUGCCUGUGUUGGCGUGAAGAAGUGCGUGUGUGUGAUCUUAUGGUGCAACCAUGACAAGAGUAGCACUGGCUAAACUUCUCAUCCUCCUGAUCAUCGCCUUGAUCAUCUGCCUCCCAGAAUUCUUCACACUGCACAGAGCAUCAAAAGUUAGCUUCCUCUGUCUGCCCUACCGACCCUGUGAGCGAAGGAAUCAGGUGAGGGGAAAUGGGAAGACUGGGGAUACUGAAAUUAGGGGAAAGGACAUGUGUGACCCUUCACAGGUUCCAGAACGUGAAAAGUGGGAGGAGGCCUGCGCACAAGAGAAUCAAAGCAACAUGACAGAUCCUGCGUCUGACUCCUGGAGAGACCGUGAAGACCCAGAAAAGAGCUGGUUCAUGUGUGAAACAGAUAUGGACAUGGCAGAAUUACAUAGCAACAGCUCAUCUUCAGCUUUAAAGGUACAUUUCAAGGUGUCAGUGGAGCUUCAGUUCAGAGAUGCAAAGACCCUGAAUCUCACCCUGUAUGGUGGCAGUAAUCAGAGCUCUUUACUCCUCAACCUACCCGAGGAGGAGGAGGAGGAAGAGGAAGAUGAAGAGGAGGAAAAGAAUAAGGAUGAUGAAGGUCAGAGGAAAGCAUUUUACUGCUGUUUCCCUGCCUCACCCACCUCGGAGUCAGCCAAUCAAAGCCGCUGUCUCCUUUGGCUCGCCAAUCAAACAGUUUUGACUGCAACAGAAAAGGGAAAGCUGCCAUGGAAACGGCCACAGAAAGAUGAGUGGCGGUGUGUGUUCAGGGUGCUCUGGCUGGCUCUGCUGUUUGUGGUGUUGCUGGCUGUAGUCACAACUCUGCUCAGACAAAUCUACAGUGGGAGAUGCUUGUUGAAAAAGCCCAAGGUGCGCCCUGUUGUUUACCACUUCACUGGCCAGCAUUUGAACGACGGUGAGAAGCACACAGAAAGCAUCAUUCCUAAAGAGACGAUCCUUCACUCCUAUGGGUCCCGGCCCUGGUCAGGACUGUCACCCAUUCAAGAAGUUGACACUCAAGACGAUAUAGAAACUCUGCUGGAUGGAACUGUUGAUAACUGCUAUACAGCAAACCUGCAUCAUCGUAGCCAUCCUUCCACCUCCUCCCUCACAGAGGAGCAGGCGUGGUGACAGAGGAGCAGCCAUAAGAGCGCAGAUGAGCUAAAGUUCACUGGAGAAAAAUAAAAAAGGAACGCUACAAUUGCCAGCUACCUUUAUGGUGAAAAUAAAAACAUCUGAGACACAU